Messenger RNA from Triticum aestivum (bread wheat), 1165 nucleotides. RefSeq names its product NAD(P)H-quinone oxidoreductase subunit T, chloroplastic. The record is from RefSeq and is a predicted model, not a curated record. The transcript has 2 exons. NCBI's taxonomy places the organism in Eukaryota, Viridiplantae, Streptophyta, Magnoliopsida, Poales, Poaceae. The coding region runs from base 18 to 875 and encodes 285 amino acids.
GAACCUUUGCGAAUGCGAUGUGGUGCCCUCAUCCGCUCCCCACCGCAACUUGCAUGAACACAACCGCACCUCAGAACUCCUCUGUAACCUCUACCUGUGCUCAUUCCUCGGAAGUACUGCACGGCUGCCGCCUCAUGGCGGCAUCCACAGCGUCGUCUAGCCCCUUGACGGCCUUCCUCCAUCGGCACGACGCACGCAGCCGACGCCGCGCAAGGUUCGUCGUCGCGGCGAGCACGGCGGACGCCGAGCCGUCCCCAGAGGCUACAGCGGCGUCGUCCUCGUCAACGGCAGGGCCAGGGAAGAAGAAGACGGUGGACACAAGGAUCCACUGGUCUGACCCAGACGAAGGGUGGGUGGGAGGAAAGGCGAACAAGGAAGGCGACGGCCGCAAGGACGAGCCGAUGGGGCGACGAUUCGCCGACCUCAUCAACAACCCGUCCGAGUCACACUACCAGUUCCUAGGAAUAUCGCCUGGUGCAGACAUAGAGGAGAUCAAGGCGGCGUACCGGCGGCUGUCCAAGGAGUACCACCCGGACACGACGAGGCUGCCGCUCAAGUCGGCCUCGGAGAAGUUCAUCCGGCUCCGGGAGGUGUACAAGGUGCUGAGCAAGGAGGAGAGCCGCCGCUUCUACGACUGGACGCUGGCGCAGGAGGCCGAGAGCCGCCGGCUGCAGCAGCUCAGGUCACGCCUCGAGGACCCCUACGAGCUCGACCUCCAGAACUACGAGCCCGUGCCCGACACGGUGGAUCGCCUUGGCGGGAAGAACAUGGAGCUCAGCGACCAGGCCAUGACCGCCCUCACGUUCGACAUCGGCAUCAUCAUCUUCAGCAUCUGCUGCAUCAUCUACGCCCUCUUCUUCAAGGAGCAAUACUGAUAGAACAGAAGGAUGCUGUAUAGUAGUACUGGACUACAGACACGAAUGGUACAGUAUAUGCAAGGUAAUAGCAGAUAAUGUCAUAUAGCGUAUUAUGUAACAUGAAAUACAAGCUAGGAAUCACUCAUAGGUAUUAUCUCAACAAUCCUAUAAUUUUGUCCAAAACUUGGAUGUUUGAGUGAAUGAGCUCUCUUCACUUUAUUAGGGCAACAAGUAUGUAAAUCUAAAAUACCAAGGUGCUAAACAUGACAACCUUGUCGUGCUAUACUACUCUUUUAUCUCUGGUCAAA